AUGCCGGCCGUUCGCCGCCACGGUCGCGGCGUCCACCGCCGUCCGGUCCGGUACCGUCGUCCAGUGGUAGCCAUAGACGAGUCCACGGUGGUAGUGUCAUCAACAAUCGGUGCAGGAAAAGUUAUAGUAGCAGUAGCAGGAGGGGCCAUAAGAGCAGGAUUAGGUACCGUGGAUGUGCUCUGCUCUGCGACCGAGUUCGGCCCGAUCGUUGUGUGA
Messenger RNA from Macrosiphum euphorbiae (potato aphid), 216 nucleotides. NCBI's taxonomy places the organism in Eukaryota, Metazoa, Arthropoda, Insecta, Hemiptera, Aphididae. The record is from the annotation of a GenBank genome assembly.